CAGCAGGGCGUGCGGCUCCUGGGCAAGACGUUGCGAGCCAGGGUGGACGUGAGCCAGGUCGGCUGCGGCUGCGUGGCGGGCUUCUACCUCUACGAGGGCCCGCCAGAGCCGUACUGCGACGCCAGCGGCUCUUGGCCCGGCAAGGUGGGGAGGUGCGGGGAGAUCGACCUUUUCGAGGGCAACAUGCACUCCUGGCACUCCACGCUGCACAACAAGAUGGACCACCCGGGCCAGCACGGCGGAUUCGGCGGAAUGCAGCAGGAGGACAUGACGUACGGCGUGGGCCCUCGCGACAUGCUCGGAGACCAGUACGGGCCUGGAGGCAGCAUCAUCGACACCAAGUUACCGUUCAGUGUGGCCAUCUCUUUCCCCAAGGGCCCCGAUGGCAGCCUGGUCGAUCUCAUCGUGAUGCUGCACCAGGACGGAAAAGAGCAGGCGAUCGAGUGGCGCGUGAACAAGAAGCGGGAGCGAGAGGGGAUGGAUUGCACCCGCAUGGAGACCGAUAAUUGUUUCAGCAAGCCGGGAUGCGUGUAUGGGCAGGACGACCUUAGCAAUUUCGCCGACAUGCUGUCCACGGGUAUGACCAUGCAGUCCACGUGGUGGAGCACCGACGAGCCCUGGCUCGACGGCGUCCUGGACAGCGAGGAGGGUGCUUGCAAGAUCGACCCUGGUCUGGAGGGCAAGGAGAACUACGGGACCUACAAAGUCGCCAACCGCGAAUGCGACGGGAAGCAAUACACGGUGGACGGUUGGACGCUGGAGGACGUGCAGGAACCCAGCGACGAUUGGGAGACGGUGCUGGCGGCCAUGGACGCGUCCCCGGUUGUCAGCAAGAGUUGA
This is a messenger RNA of Prorocentrum cordatum, 840 nucleotides long. The record is from the annotation of a GenBank genome assembly. Lineage: Eukaryota; Dinophyceae; Prorocentrales; Prorocentraceae.